Molecule: messenger RNA, 688 nt
Organism: Trachemys scripta elegans
Lineage: Eukaryota; Metazoa; Chordata; Testudines; Emydidae
Product: myotubularin-related protein 13-like
Exons: 5
Coding region: 1-663 (220 amino acids)
Biological process (GO): regulation of Rab protein signal transduction
Cellular component (GO): cytoplasmic vesicle
Source: RefSeq, a predicted model, not a curated record
AUGUACAUCGUCCGCCAUGCAAGGCUCCGGAUGCGACCCCUCCAGCAGUGGCUGGCUAUGGUUUAUGCCCCGUCCAGGGAUCACCUGGAUAAGGUCAUCACCAUCCCACCAGAGGUACUCACCACGUUGCAGUGGUGGACCGACUCCAGAACAGUCUUUGGUGAAGUCCCGUUCGACAGCCUGCGUCCUUCGGUGUCGCUGAUGCUUCAGACCUUCGCUGAGGAGCGCACCUCGGUGCGAUGCGGACACAAGGGAACAAAAGAGACUGAAGGUGAAGAGGAGGAGUCUGGUUUAAUUCAGCCUGCUGAAGUAUUUGCUCCCAAAAGCCUGGUGUUGGUGUCCAGACUAGAUUAUCCAGAAAUUUUCAGGGCUUGCCUUGGCUUGAUCUACACUGUGCAUGUGGACAGCCUGAAUGUGUCCUUGGAGAGUCUCAUUGCAAAUCUCUGUUCAUGCCUUGUCCCUGCGGCUGGAGGCUCUCAGAAAUUGUUUUCAUUGGGAGCAGGAGACAGACAGCUGAUACAAACCCCUUUACAUGAUAGCCUUCCUGUUACCAGUACCAGUGUGGCUCUUCUUUUUCAACAAUUGGGAAUGAAAGACUGGAAUAAUAUGACACAAGUUCUCAGCCAGCAUGAAUGCUUCCAAAGCCACAGAAAAUGCAUGUAAGUGGUUGGAGUUGGAAAACUGGCUA